Cydia strobilella is the source of this 2767-nucleotide messenger RNA. RefSeq lists its product as uncharacterized. Gene Ontology annotation, biological process: hemocyte migration. The record is from RefSeq and is a predicted model, not a curated record. Gene Ontology annotation, cellular component: membrane. NCBI's taxonomy places the organism in Eukaryota, Metazoa, Arthropoda, Insecta, Lepidoptera, Tortricidae. Gene Ontology annotation, molecular function: growth factor activity. The transcript has 6 exons. The coding region runs from base 16 to 1635 and encodes 539 amino acids.
CUUUCCAAAUCUCGCAUGGGAUCUGGUCCCGCGCAACGUGCGGGCCAUGUGCCUGUUCUGUUCGGCCAGUCCGCCGCCGCUCGCCGCGCCGCUAUGCCGCGUGCUACGCUCGUGCUGCUACUGUGCGCUCUUGCGCGCGCCACUAUCAUCGCCGAUCAGCCCACCCUCUCUGACCGCCUCCAAAAACUUUACGAGAAACUCGACAAUUUCUCGCUGAAAACAACCGAGCCGUCUCUUGACCGUAUAGGAAAGCUGUACGAGAAUCCAGUAAAAACCUCCCCAAGCAAUCAACGGAUCGAUAAGUUGUACGAAAAGCUGGACCGCCUGAAUUCUUUGACGCCGGACGAAAGUAAUCAGAAGUAUCUGUCGGAUGACGAUGAGGAGCUGUUGGAUGCUCUGCAGGAGUGGGGGAUGCUGGACGACGACAUCGGCGCAGAGACGAGAUACCUGCAACGGCUCAAGUCUGAAGACGGAGACUAUGACGAUGAGGAUAUAGACAUGGAAGAUGACUACGCCAUGGACGACGGUGAAGACCUGGAACCAGAUGACCGGGAGGGCACUACCGCUAAAACCGUGAGGUUCCCAACCCCGUCUGCUCUGAACCGCCUGGAAAGGCUAGGGACUGCCUUUUCAGCCUUGUCUGUAGUGGGCGAUACCAGGUCUUUGGCCAGAGAAAGUCCUCAGAUUGUCGAGUUGGAAAAUGUGGUGUCGGCGGUGGACAGCAUAGCCGCCACCAAGGAGAGACCCAGGAUUUUAGACGACACAUCGCUGACGAAACAAGAGCAAGCGGGUGUAGCGCGAGCAGCACGCGCGUAUUUGUCGGCGAUGGUGCCGCGCGGCAAGUGCAUCACGCCGCAACCUAGGUGGUUGUCCGUGCGGCACAUGGCCCCCGCAUCUGACACCCUAUACCGGCCAACUUGCGUGCUGCUCCACCGCUGCGCCGCCGACACGGGCUGCUGCCACAACGAGGAGCAGGUCUGCGCGCCCGUGGAGGGCCAAUACGUCAUUAUCCCCCUAUACUUAAGAAAACCAAGCGGGCUCAUGGUAGCGCGCAUGCAGUUCUUCAACCACACCCGCUGCGCCUGCGUCUCUCAAGAAACAUUGCAGACUGUCCCACGAGCACCUCGCCGGCACUUUCAAGAGAACCACAGUCCGGGCCAGGAGAACCAUAAUCCUAAUCAGGAGAAUAGAAUCCAGGACAGGCAAGACAAGCGCCAGGUUGGACUGCUAGAAGCGAGAGAAAGACGGGAAGAGGUGGAGAGCACGAGUGCGAGCGCGAGCCAGAGUGAUUGGCCCACGAAUGAGCCUAAGCAGGAAAGCGAGACCGCUGCGCCACCACAGCUAAACAGAUGCACCUGCCCGACGUUAUUCCUGGCCCGCGCGUCCGACGCCAGGUGCGUCUGCGUGUGUGACUGGAAGGACUUGCAGCGCCGGCGCGACUGCAUUUCACUCUCCCGCGGACGCGAGCACUUUGGUUUGCGAGACCGAGUGUGCGUGGGCACUGGCGAUUGCAACCCGCCCACUUGCGAAUACGGCGCGUAUGAGAAGAACUUUGGGAGGUGCCCCCUUAAGAGGUUUAGGAAGGGCAGGUUUAAGCCUGGGAAGUACUUAGACAGAACGUUGACGGGAAGUUAGAUAUCAUUCACAUUAUUAUUGAGUUUUUCAAGUGUCCGUCUAAUACCAGUAAAGAAGAAUUAAAGUGUUGUAUUAAAACCAAACAAUUUUAUAAAUCAUUGCUAGAAACAGAAGUAGGUAAUAGGUACAUUAUGUAUAUUUAUGUUCUUUCUUUAACUUUCCUAUACCUACCUAGGUACCAAUAAUUGUAUGUGAUCAAGUAUUAAGUAUAUAAUUUUGAGCCAUAAGUAAAUUGACACCAGGAGAUACAUGCGUUUAUGAAGCAUCCCCCAAAUCUGUAAAUGAGCAAUCCUACAAAUAUUGUAAAUGUGAAGUUUGUAUGUUUGGAUAUUUGUAUGUUUGUUGCUCCAUAGUGCACUUAAAACAGAGACAAUUGUAAGCUUACAUGAAAUCUGAAACAAGAUCAUUAAGUUUUAGGACUUGAGCUCAGAAGAGGCUUGAACUCCGCUCACAGUCUUCCACGUUUUUUGCCAAUUUAUUCGCGCGCGAGUGACUAAAUGGUGUAAGUAAACCUACCUAGCUAGGUAUUUUUAAAAGCGUUACUUACCUAUUUGUAUCCCCGCGAUCGAAUGAUGUGAGUGAUACAACAUUACUCAAUCAUUUUUAAAUUUGCUACCAGGGUGCAUGCCUUGCCAAGAUGCCAAUCGUUUCCGCUACGACAACAAAACGCUACCUGUCUCUCUAUCGCACUAAUAUGUAUAAGUGAUAGAGAGGCAGAAAGCGCUUCGUUGUCGUAGCGCAAACGAUUGGCUUCUUGGCUAGGCCCCUUGACUUGAUUGCAGGGAUGAUUACCGAAAUAACGAAAAAUCCAAAUACGCCCUAAAUGCGCAAUAUUGCUUUGAUUUUUUUAAAUUGGUAUUUAGGUAAGAACAAUGAAUUAAUUAAUUUAGACUAGCUAAAUAUAAUGCAAAAAAAUACAUAAAAAGCCGAGAUACCGAAAUUGAAUACCGGUUAAUUGGUAUUAAAAUAAUACUGGUAUUCGGUCCCUGCUUGAUUGCGACAUAUAAACUUAGUAUACGAUUUUUUUAUUUGUAUUAAUAUUUACACUUUUAUUUAUUCAAUUUUAUUAAAUGUGAAAUAUGCAUAAUAUUUUCUUAUGGUUGUUUAAGGAUCGUUAGGUACGUCUAAUGUA